Messenger RNA from Cuscuta epithymum, 951 nucleotides. NCBI's taxonomy places the organism in Eukaryota, Viridiplantae, Streptophyta, Magnoliopsida, Solanales, Convolvulaceae. The record is from the annotation of a GenBank genome assembly.
AAGAAACUCGGUACUUGUUAUUUGUAAGUUUUAGCAAGUGUUUCUUACAUAGUCAAAACAGAAAAUAAUACGGAGUACUUUGUAUUUGGAAAGAAACUAAUAAAAUCAAGUAUUUUUAGACGUGGCUCAGCGUCAUACGAGUACGUAGUAAGAAGUAUAUACCUACUAACUUAUUUGGUGUUUCUGGCUCUCCUGCUGUUUCCUCUCCCUCAUCUCUCCCGCAGAAAGGAAAGCCGGGCCCCUACGAUCAAUCGAUCCGCUUCUCGGAUCCCGACCAGUGAUCAAAACAUACCAAAUAUGAAUGAUGCCGAUGUAUCCAAGCAGAUCCAGCAGAUGGUCCGAUUCAUCCGCCAGGAAGCGGAGGAAAAGGCCAAUGAGAUUUCUGUCUCAGCCGAAGAAGAAUUCAACAUUGAGAAGCUGCAACUAGUGGAAGCUGAGAAGAAGAAGAUCAGACAAGAGUUUGAACGCAAAGAGAAGCAAGUUGAUGUCCGGAAAAAAAUUGAGUACUCCAUGCAGCUCAAUGCUUCUCGUAUUAAGGUUCUUCAAGCUCAAGAUGACUUGGUUAACUCUAUGAAAGAUGCUGCAUCAAAGGAGCUUUUGCGUGUCAGCCAUGACCAUCAUAACUACAAGAAACUUCUGCAAGAUCUUAUUGUUCAGAGUUUGCAUAAACUCAAAGAGCCUUCAGUCUUGUUGCGUUGCCGAGAAAGUGAUGUUCACCUGGUAGCUGAUGUCGUGCACUCAGCCAAAGAGGAAUAUGCAGCAAAGGCUGGGGUUCACCAGCCUGAGAUCAUAAUUGAUCAAAUCCACCUUCCUCCUGCUCCCUCCCAUCAUGAUGCACAUGGUCCUUCCUGCGCUGGUGGAGUGGUUUUGGCUUCCAGAGAUGGCAAAAUAGUAUGUGAAAACACUCUUGAUGCAAGAUUGGAGGUUUUGUUUCGUAAAAAGCUCCCUGAG